CAGCAAUAUAUUUAAAAUCUUAGACCAAGAAAGAUAAAUUUAUUUUGCUUACUUUAGUGAAAGGAAAAGAAGACGGUAAAAAUGCAGUGUUUCUUUGUAUUCCUUCUCCUGACUUUCUUGGUAUGUUCAAGUCCCGUUCUGAUGAUAUGCCAACAUGAAUGCCGCGAUGAUGAGUGUUGCUAUGGAACAGGCUAUAUGGGAGGCUGCAAACGGCUGGCAGGAAAUGGGGACUUCUGUGAACGAAAAAACAAGGUCAACGAUUAUAGACAGUACUGUCCAUGCCAAGAUGGAUUAUUUUGUAACGUCAUAGGUAGAUGCCAGGCAUAUGAAUAAAAAACAGCAAGGCAUGAAACAUAGUCCUUUGUAAUGUUUAUGUGUUGCCAAACACUGGAACUUUCAAAAUGCAUCUAUCUAAAAUAAAACUACGGAAGUUUGUAUUUGAAUUUUUUUAACGACGUGAUACAAGAAAAACACAAAUAAACCCUUAAUUAAAUUUA
Molecule: messenger RNA, 497 nt
Organism: Stegodyphus dumicola
Lineage: Eukaryota; Metazoa; Arthropoda; Arachnida; Araneae; Eresidae
Product: U9-ctenitoxin-Pr1a-like
Source: RefSeq, a predicted model, not a curated record